CCCCCCCAUUUUCCAUUUGCUCCCUCCCCUACACAAGCUGCGUUUUGAAUUUCUGUCAAGGGGCUUGUAAUCGAAGUUUCCACUUACACCCUCACACACAAACAAACGAGGUCUUCCUCGUCCUGGUGCAGCAAUAAUGUAGCCUCUUCUUGUGUGUGAUUGAGUCGAGUUUGUGGCUCAAUCAGGAGAGGAAGCCAUUGCCACACGAGAUCGCAACACUUGUACAGCUUUUUAGGGUUCGCUGCUGAUCCCUGCAUCCCAGACGGAGACGGAGGAGGAGGAGAAGAACUGCAGAUUCUCGCUUGGUUCACUGAAGUUGGGGUUGAAGGUUUUUCGUCCUUUGGAUGAAGGUCAAGGUGUUGGAGAAGUGGUGCUUUGACGUGCGACUUGUCUGAGAUAGUCUGUGGUUCUGGAACGGCGUUGGUAAGGGGUUAUGGGAUUUUAGAAUGAUAGGUUCGUCCCCAUGACUUGAGCGUGGAUAAGAGGUUUUAUUGAGCUCGAUGCAAGGACGGGGCUUUUGACGUGUAAUGAGAGCUCUUGCACGUGUGGGAUUAGGAGUGUGGUGAUGUUUUUCUCACUUUUGUGGUGAUGGGUAUGUAGUGAGCAUUUUUUUUCGGAAUUGAAGAGCAGCUCAUUCGACUGGUUAGGCUUAGGAUUCUCGGGAUAGACAUGUGUUAGUGGGUUGCAGGAAUUCGACGUUCUACGAAAAUUUCAUCGAUGGCGGGGAUGUUCCAAACGCCGAUGUUCAACCAGCAGCCAGCACAGCAGAUGCAAGCACAACAAGGCGGUGGCACACAGAUUCAUUUGUUGACCAAUGACAAGAUGCCUGUGUCAUACCAAACCAAAUGGGCUGAUAUUAGUCCUGAGUCGCAACAACUCCUGCUCACGAUUGAAGAAAGAGUGCGAGAGUACAGGGAAGAGAGCCGACGGCUGGAGCAAAGAGAGCAAAAUACGGAUUCGAGUGUCCUCCACAAGAGCUUCGAGUAUGAUGCUGCUCGAAUUUUACAGGAAUUAUCUGCAGUAGGAGGAGCCAUAGAGAGGGAAACAGCCGGAGUUCGAGAAAAUCAAGCUGAUGCUAGUUUACAACUGUUACGACAUGCUGAAAUGGCAGUCCGAUCGUUUCUAAGUUUGCGACCACGUUUCAUCGCUGCUCAGGCUCAGCUUUAUGACUUCUACAGUGGUAUGCCAGCAAGACCAAGUCCUUUUUUACAGCAAACGGUUAUCAGGUUUGAAAACCAAAUGGCUGAAUACAGGCAGCGCAUCGAAGAGAUGGAGCGGUUAUUACUUGUGAACACUGAGAAGGAAAACAGUUAUGGCUCUCAGCUGUCGUUGUUGCAGUCUCUCCCUUCUGUCAUGACCAACGUCCACGACUUCUUCAUCCAUGUUGCUGCUGAGGUCGAGGAAUUGCACCAACACACUGGUGCAAUGCGAACUGCUUUCCUCCAAGAGAGGCACCGACGUGGUGAUGAUAGUGAUCCAUUCGUAGAAGCUGAGCGUCGGGCAAUUGCUCAGCGAGAUGCAGCUGCCAAACGUAUUGUACAUCCAACCCUCCAUCUGCCUGCUCCCCAGACAGUCACUCCAACUGCUCCAGUAGGCACUACGUCGACACCCGGAAUGUUUGGAGGAACGCAACCAGGUAUAUUUCAAAUCCAAUCUUCGACUCCUGUGGCAUCUCAGUCACUUUUUGGAUCAACUCCUACUCCCAGUACAAACCUUUUUGGAUCAACCACUCCUUCUACGAACUUGUUUGGUUCAACUACUCCCAACCUAUUUAGUUCUACUCUUACUACGACUGGGGGAUCAUCGUCUUCGUUGUUUGGGAGCACAUUGGGCUCAACUACUCCUCAAGGGUCUACAGCUGCCGCGUCCGGAGGGUUGUUUGGUACUCAGACACCAGCUCCCUCCACUAAUUUAUUUGGCUCUCAAGCCCCUGCCAGUUCAGGAGGUAUAUUUGGAUCGACACCAACCCCUGCAGCAGGGGGUUUGUUUGGCCAACAGACGCCUGCUGCUUCAGGGGGUCUGUUCGGCCAGCAAACUCCGGCACCAUCUGGUGGUUUAUUUGGUACACAAACUCCUGCAGCUUCCGGUGGCUUGUUUGGCCAGUCGACUCCAGCGGCGUCUGGUGGCUUAUUUGGCACACAAACUCCAGCUGCAACUGGAGGCGUGUUCGGUGCUGCUUCUUCCACACCUUCACCUUUCAGCACUCCUGCACCCUCUGCCUUCGGUUCAUUACUCACGACACCCUCGGCAGGAACAACUACGACAGCCCCAAAACCUAAGCCACGUGGCACACGUCGAAAGUAAACAAUUCUUGUGUCUUACUUUGCAACAAAUUUUUCUGCAGUAGUGGUGUCUGCAGUAAGUUAUAUCUGCACUGGAAUAUCACGUGAUGUGUAGAAUGGUUUAGGCAUUUUAUCCAUAUGCAAGCGCAUCAUCAUUCUGAACAGUUCAACUUGGAGGAAAGGCUCCACUAGAUUGUUUACAUCUGAAAUCUACUUUAACCUUUGUUGGAGUCCUGGAGAAGACCAAAUAGAAGAUGUGUCUGAAGGUUCUAUAAUUGUAUCUUUCUUUUUAUAACUGACAGUCCACAGGUUGUAUUCUGCAACGAAAGUUAUUUUGGAUUUAUUCGCAAAGAGAAAAGUUUUCAACCUGGGUUAUACCCGAUUUGUAGUU
This is a messenger RNA of Physcomitrium patens, 2673 nucleotides long. Its product is annotated as nuclear pore complex protein NUP58. Gene Ontology annotation, biological process: nucleocytoplasmic transport. NCBI's taxonomy places the organism in Eukaryota, Viridiplantae, Streptophyta, Bryopsida, Funariales, Funariaceae. The record is from RefSeq and is a predicted model, not a curated record. Gene Ontology annotation, molecular function: structural constituent of nuclear pore. Gene Ontology annotation, cellular component: nuclear pore.